AUUUAAAAAAUAGAAUAUUAAUAAAUAUUUAAUUAUGUGAGGGAUGAAAAUAAAAAAAUGUUGUUAAGUCUUUACCAGAUGGUAGUGGUCACUGCUGCAUCAGCAUAAUUUAUAAUUGUUUAAUUAAUAAUUGGGAUUUCGAGACUCUGUCCACCAGUUAUUGUCAGAUACGGGCCCUACUUGCGUGAAUUGCCGUGAUCAAUUCUAAUCUUAUCUGUGUAUGUGUUUUUCAAUUACCACCGCUUCUAAAGUAAAUCGAAAAUUUCCAACGUACGUGAAACCGACUCAAACAUAAAAUACAUCCUAGGCACGAAAUUAAAAAAUGAAAUAAAAAAUUAGAAAAUUAAUCAGGGUCUAUAUCGAUCUCACUCACUUAAGGAGGAGGAGGAGGAGGAGGAGAAGAAGUAGCUUGGUGAGCGAUCACGCCAAGCGACUAUACCACAACCGCACAACAAGAUCUUAAAAGAAAAGGCAUAAAAGAAAAGAAAAUGGAGAGCAACGGCGAAGCGGCGGCGACACCGCAUGCGGUGUUUUUACCGUUCCCGGCGCAAGGCCACCUCACGCCGAUGCUGAGGCUCGCGAAGCUCCUCCACGCGCGGGGGAGCUUCCGCAUCACCUUCGUCAACACGGAGUUCAACCACGCCCGGCUCGUCCGGUCGCGCGGGCCGGGCGCCGUCCGGGGCGUGGACGGGUUCCGGUUCGAGACCAUCCCGGACGGCCUGCCCCGGCCGGACCGGGACGGGACGCAGGACGUGCCCCAGCUCUGCGCGUCCGCGCGCCGCACGUGCGGCCCCCUGCUCAGGGAGCUCAUCGCGCGGCUCGGCGCUGCGGGGGACCCGGUGACGUGCGUGGUGGCGGACGGGGCGAUGACGUUCGCGGUGUACCCGGCCGAGGAGAUGGGGAUCCCCGCGCUGAUCUUCUUCACCCCCAGCGCCGGCGGGGUGCUGGGGUACAUGAACUACGCGGAGCUCGUGAGAAGGGGCUACGUUCCUCUGAAAGAAAAGAGCUACUUAACCAACGGAUACCUCGACACUCCCCUGGACUGGAUCAAGGGGUUCAAGAACGUCCGCCUCCGCGACAUUUCGUCCUUCAUCCGAACCACCGAUCCCGACGACAUCAUGCUCAGCAUCAACAAGGAUCAAUUGGAGGAUGAUGCCCCCUGCGCGUUCGGAAUCAUCCUUAACACGUUCGACGCCCUCGAGCACGAUGUCCUCACCGCCAUUCGUUCCAGGCUCCCCAACCUCUACGUCAUCGGUCCGAUCUCCCCUCUGUCUCAUCGUAUCCCACCGACGGCCCCUUCUUCCUCCAUCGGCUCCAACCUUUGGAAAGAAGAUACCAACUGCGUAAAAUGGCUAAACACACAGGUUGCAGGAUCGGUGGUGUACGUGAACUUCGGUAGCAUCACUGUCAUGACAAGGGACCAGCUAGUAGAGUUCGCAUGGGGACUAGAAUCCAGCAAGUCGCCGUUCCUAUGGGUGGUGCGACCUGAUCUCGUCGACGAUGAUACGGCAGGGUUGCCGGAAGAGUUCGUGAGGGACAUAGAAGGAAGGGGUUUGUUGGUUGAGUGGUGCAACCAAGAGCAGGUGCUGGCCCAUCCGGCGGUUGGUGGUUUUCUCAGCCACUGCGGGUGGAACUCCACGCUGGAGAGCAUAUACGAGGGGGUGCCGAUGAUAUGUUGGCCCUUCUUCUCGGAGCAGCCGACGAAUUGUCGGUACUUGUGCACGGAGUGGGGGAUGGGGAUGGAGAUUGGGAGUGAUGUGAAGAGAGGGGAGGUGGAGAGAAUGGUGAGGGAGUUGAUGUGUGGGGAGAAGGGCAGGGAGAUGAGGGAGAAGGCCAAGGAGUGGAAGUUAAAGGCUAGAGAAGCAAUUGAGCCAAAUGGGCCUUCUUUUGUAGAUCUUGAGAGGUUGGUGGAGGACUUGGCCUCUUUCAGCAAGAGCAAGAGGCAGUGAACGUUGUUUUUCAUAUUGCUUGACUUUUAAAAUUUGUAUUUAGCAUGUAAUUUUAAUGUGGGGGAUUAAAAACCAUUACAAUGUCCUCUGAUGCUUAGUUA
Molecule: messenger RNA, 2050 nt
Organism: Ananas comosus (pineapple)
Lineage: Eukaryota; Viridiplantae; Streptophyta; Magnoliopsida; Poales; Bromeliaceae
Product: 7-deoxyloganetin glucosyltransferase-like
Exons: 3
Coding region: 489-1949 (486 amino acids)
Molecular function (GO): UDP-glycosyltransferase activity
Source: RefSeq, a predicted model, not a curated record